This is a messenger RNA of Vespa velutina, 406 nucleotides long. It is a transcript of the gene SIFa, whose product is annotated as SIFamide-related peptide. The record is from RefSeq and is a predicted model, not a curated record. NCBI's taxonomy places the organism in Eukaryota, Metazoa, Arthropoda, Insecta, Hymenoptera, Vespidae. The transcript has 3 exons. Bases 67 to 276 code for a protein of 69 amino acids.
CUGUUCGACUUUCGUAGAAGAAUCAACAGCUUCCUUCAACAACUCUAAAAAAUCCCCUCAUCCAAAAUGGUUUCCGUCCGUUUUGCUCUUACCAUCUUCCUCGUUGUUGCCAUCCUUGGCCUUAUCGUCGAGGCUGGAUACAAGAAACCUCCAUUCAAUGGCAGCAUUUUCGGCAAACGAUCCAACUCCGAAUCUGAUGCCGAAGUAGCCAACCGAGCACUCUCCGCCAUGUGCGAAAUCGCUAGCGAAGCUUGCAACGCCUGGUUAUCUAGAUAAACAUCUCAAAUCAAUAAUCAAUAAUCAAUAAUCAAUAAUCCAAUGCAACUUGCAACGAUACGACCGCUUAUUAUAAUCAGUAUUAUCUUCUUUGUCAAAUUUUAAUAAAUGUAAUCAUCUUAUAAAAACA